UCAGAAGCCACCACUUCACACGCUCUCGUCUCCUUCGCAUCUCCGAUCUCCGCCGUGCCCCGCCGCCGCCGCCAUGGACGACGUCAUCGGCCAGAUCCUGGAGAAGCAGGUGCUGUCGGCCGCCAAGGCGGUGGAGGACAAGCUCGACGAGGAGAUCGCCGCCCUCGACCGCCUCGACCCGGACGACAUCGAGGCCCUGCGGGAGCGCCGGAUCAUGCAGAUGCGCCGCGCCUCGGAGCGGAGGGCCAAGUGGCGCGCCCUGGGCCACGGCGAGUACGGGGACAUCCCCGAGAAGGAGUUCUUCUCGGCCGCCAAGGCCAGCGAGCGCUUCGUCUGCCACUUCUACCGCGAGAACUGGCCGUGCAAGGUUAUGGACAAGCACCUCUCUAUUCUUGCAAAACAGCAUGUUGAAACACGUUUUGUGAAAGUUCAUGCUGAAAAGGCUCCCUUUUUGACAGAGAAACUAAGGAUUGUUAUUCUCCCAACUCUUGCAUUAGUAAAGAACGCCAAAGUUGAUGAUUAUGUGGUUGGAUUUGAUGAGCUCGGUGGUAAAGAUGAUUUCAGCACUGAGGAUCUGGAGGAACGUCUUGCAAAAGCUCAAGUGAUCUUCCUUGAUGGAGAAGGGCCUGCAAAUGCGUCCAAGCACGCGACCAAACGGAGUGUUCGGCAAUCAGAUACUGGCAACUCAUCGGACUCUGAAUAGUUCUGUUAUCGUUUCUCACUUCAAUGUUUAUUGGCUGUUAUGGCAAACUAUUAUGUUGUCCGUCAUAGUAAUAGGAAAAGUUAAUCUAGUGUUGAACAUCUGAGCUUGGAGGGUAAAAGAGUUAUCCAGAUGUUUGCUCUGAGUUGUAUAUUAUUAUCAUUUUUUAUGAUAGAUGACAUGUUUGUUUGAUUGAGUGAAAACUGAAAACUAAUCCAUGCCCCCCCCCCCUUGCCAAGAUAAAAUAGAUGAAUUUUAUCGACAAUAUGCAGAAAGAAUGACAUUUCUGUUGUGAUAAUAGUGCUCGAUGCCACAUGAUGAUGAGUCUCAAUCUGAGGGUCAUCUAUUCUAACCAUGUACCGUAUUCAGAUUGUCCCAUUGCCCGUGUGUCGUGUCUGUACAAAAUGGCUGUAGCCUGCAGCUGCUAUAUGUAUUGUCCAUCAAUAAAUAGAUUCUGUGCUUUUG
Messenger RNA from Oryza brachyantha (malo sina), 1165 nucleotides. RefSeq names its product thioredoxin domain-containing protein 9 homolog. Gene Ontology annotation, cellular component: cytoplasm. NCBI's taxonomy places the organism in Eukaryota, Viridiplantae, Streptophyta, Magnoliopsida, Poales, Poaceae. Gene Ontology annotation, biological process: microtubule cytoskeleton organization. Bases 74 to 703 code for a protein of 209 amino acids. The transcript is spliced from 4 exons. The record is from RefSeq and is a predicted model, not a curated record.